Molecule: messenger RNA, 1902 nt
Organism: Juglans regia (Persian walnut)
Lineage: Eukaryota; Viridiplantae; Streptophyta; Magnoliopsida; Fagales; Juglandaceae
Exons: 3
Coding region: 1-1902 (633 amino acids)
Source: RefSeq, a predicted model, not a curated record
AUGGAGAAUUUCAAAAGGGUUUUGGAGAAGGGAAACCUGUUAGACUUAAAGUGGGUGGGCAGCAAGUUCACAUGGAGCAACAGACAUAAGGAUGCUUCAUUCAUGAAAGAAGGGCUUGAUAAGGCAGUCGCCAACCCAACCUGGGUCCAAUUGUUUAAGGAAUGCUGGGUGGAAGUGCUAACAGGCAAGAGUUCAGAUCACAGGCCAAUCCUGCUGACCAUGAACAGAAGGGACAGAUUCAUAAGGAAGGAUUGUAGAAUCUUUAGAUAUGAAGCAAGCUGGGAUAAGGAGGAGGGAUGUGAGAAAGUAAUCCAAAAGGCAUGGAGGACUAAUGAUAGAAUGAGAGAUUCACAAACCCCAAUAACAGAACAAUUGGAAAGGUGUAUAGGGGCACUUCUAGGAUGGAGUAAGCAUUUCAAACUGGACAGUAAUAAGGAAAUAAAGCUAAAAUUUGAGGUACUGAAGGGAUUACAAGAUGAAGAGAGUUGCCUCAAUGCAGCUGAAAUAAAGAAGUUGCAGAAAGAAGUUGGAACUUUGCUUGAGAAUGAGGAUAUUAAGUGGAAACAAAGGGCUAAAAGAAAUUGGUAUGCACUGGGGGACAGAAACACAAAGUAUUUCCAUGCAUGUGCAAACCAAAGGAGGCAAAAGAACAUAAUUAAACAGAUUGAAGAUGAGCAAGGGAGAAUCUGUAAAGACCAAGAGGGAAUUGAGGGAGCUUUCAAGGGGUAUUUUGAGAACUUGUUCAGUUCAACUCAACCAAGGUCAGAAGAGAUGGAAGACUGCUUAAAACACUUAAAAUCUCGAGUUACAAGGGAGGCAAAUGAAAAACUGCUUAGACUUUUUAGCAAGGGGAGAUUGAAGAAGCAAUUAAAAGUGGGGAAAAAGGGAAAGAAAGGGAACAUGGCCAUUAAGUUAGACAUGUCAAAAUCUUAUGAUAGGAUAGAGUGGCCAUUUGUGAAAGCAGUAAUGAAAAAACUAGGCUUCUGUGAUGCUUGGAUAGAGCAAGUUAUGAGUUGUAUAAUCUCAAUUUCUUAUUCUGUGUUGGUCAAUGGAAAGACAGAUCUGAUUGGGAAUACUAAAGGGGUCACAGUUGUGAGAGGAGGGAGUAGAGUAAAUCAUCUGCUAUUUGCAGAUGACUGUAUUUUAUUUGGGAGGGCUUGUGUUGAGGAAUGGAAGAGAUUGCAAGAGCUGUUGCUAAGGUAUGAAAGAGCUUCUGGCCAAUUUCUGAAUAAAGAGAAGACAAUAGUAUAUUUCAACUCAAAUACUCCUGUGGCAGAAAGGGAUUUAGUCCUAAGUGUAGGGGAGUCCAUGGCUCAAGGCAGCUUUAAAAAAUACCUUGGUUUACAAACCAUGGUUGGUAAAUCGAAAUAUAACACUUUUAGAUGUCUCAAGGAGAGGGUGUGGCAGAAGAUCAACAACUGGAAGAAUUGUUUUCUGUCAGGGGCAAGGAAGGAGGUGUUAAUCAAGGCAGUACUUCAAGCAAUUCCCUCUUACACAAUGAGUGUGUUUAAGCUGCCCAAAAAGCUCUGUAAGGAGAUCAAUAUCAUGCUGUCCAAAUUUUGGUGGAGUAAUCAUCAGAAAAGUUAUGGGAUCCAUUGGAGGAGUUGGGAAAAAAUGGGGACAGCUAAGGGUAAGGGAGGUUUGGGGUUUAGAGAUUUGGCUAGCUUCAACUUAGCUCUCCUUGCUAAACAGGCUUGGAGAUUGCUACAAAGCCCUCACUCUUUGAUUGCUAAGAUAUUCAAAGAAAAAUAUUUCAAGAACACCUCCAUCACAGAAGCAAAACUAGGGAAUGCCCCCUCUCUGAUAUGGAGGAGUGUUUGGAGUUCAUUGGGGUUACUAAAGGAGGGGCUGAGGUGGAAAGUUGGGGAUGGAGCACAAAUCAACAUAUGGGGUCAAAAAUAG